This is a messenger RNA of Glycine soja, 1307 nucleotides long. RefSeq names its product ras-related protein RABE1c. The record is from RefSeq and is a predicted model, not a curated record. NCBI's taxonomy places the organism in Eukaryota, Viridiplantae, Streptophyta, Magnoliopsida, Fabales, Fabaceae. The transcript is spliced from 8 exons. Gene Ontology annotation, biological process: regulation of exocytosis; protein secretion. Bases 310 to 954 code for a protein of 214 amino acids. Gene Ontology annotation, cellular component: plasma membrane. Gene Ontology annotation, molecular function: GTP binding; GTPase activity.
UCAUCCCCAUAUUCCUUAUAGCAGUGGAGAGAGGGGCACUCACUCACACCCACAAUAGUCGGGGACAGCUUCAAAGUGCAAGGUUGCAAGCACCUCCACCUUCUUACUGUUGUUCUCUUCUCCUCAUUCAUAUUUUCCAUUUUUAUUUUUCUAAUAAAACAAAACAACAUAAGCACCGUUCUUUUCUCUCUGAAAUUCCCAUAUUCAUCACUUCUGAGCUCUGGACGAGAUCCCUCUCUCUCCCAUUCCAGAUCUCGCCAUCAGAUUCACCCUUUCAUUUUAAGCAAAGUCAUAACUUGAAGAAGGUUCAUGGCUGCUCCACCGGCAAGGGCUCGUGCCGAUUACGAUUAUCUCAUAAAGCUUCUCUUGAUCGGUGACAGCGGUGUUGGAAAAAGUUGCCUCCUCCUGCGUUUCUCCGAUGGGUCUUUCACCACUAGUUUCAUCACAACUAUAGGCAUUGAUUUUAAGAUAAGAACCAUUGAGCUUGAUGGAAAACGGAUCAAGCUCCAAAUUUGGGAUACUGCGGGGCAGGAGCGGUUUCGGACAAUUACAACUGCUUACUAUCGCGGUGCUAUGGGCAUAUUGCUAGUCUAUGAUGUUACAGAUGAAGCAUCAUUUAAUAAUAUCAGGAAUUGGAUUCGCAAUAUUGAGCAACAUGCUUCAGACAAUGUUAACAAAAUACUGGUGGGGAACAAAGCUGAUAUGGAUGAAAGCAAAAGGGCUGUGCCUACGUCCAAGGGCCAAGCACUGGCUGACGAGUAUGGGAUCAAAUUCUUUGAAACUAGUGCAAAGACAAAUCUAAACGUGGAGGAAGUUUUCUUCUCAAUAGCAAGAGAUAUAAAACAAAGGCUGGCUGACACUGACUCCAAGGCAGAGCCUUCAACAAUCAAAAUCAACCAAGACCAGUCAGGAGGGGCUGGACAGGCUGCACAAAAAUCGGCUUGUUGUGGUUGAGGACAAAUGUUACAAAUUGGAGGCAACAUUCUUGUCCAAGAACAAGAAGGAAAGAAGAAAUUACGUGUUUAAUGAUCAUGAUGCUGACUUGUGCUUAACCUUGUCAUUCUUUAUAAAUUUGUGUGAUAAGUAGUGUUUGACUUUUUUUAACAAGUUACAUUAAAUCCAAAACUAAAUGUGAUUGUGGUGAUUGCAUGUCUAACUGCCCCUCACUUUCUUUGGUUGGGGAACGUGAGAUCCAUUGAAUGUUGAUUUUUUAUUUUCCUUUGACUGUAUAAAUGCGAUGGCUUGUGCUGGAUUGGUACACAUUUUGAAAUUUUGUUCUGAAUGGGCAACAUGGUGAAAAAUCUAAA